Mustela lutreola (European mink) is the source of this 1242-nucleotide messenger RNA. Its product is annotated as UPF0489 protein C5orf22 homolog. The coding region runs from base 584 to 1120 and encodes 178 amino acids. The record is from RefSeq and is a predicted model, not a curated record. The transcript has a single exon. Lineage: Eukaryota; Metazoa; Chordata; Mammalia; Carnivora; Mustelidae.
AACACUUUUCAGAGAAUUAAGUAUUGAGAAUUGGAUUAUGCCUGCAGUUUAUGCUGGCCAUUUUUCUCAUGUGCUAUGGCUUCAUCCCACAUGGGCUCAGCAAAUAAGAGAGGGCAAACAUCACUUUUUAGUAGGCAGAGACACUUCCACCACAACAAUCAGGGUUACGAGUACAGAUCAUUACUUUCUAAGUGAUGGUCUUUAUGUAACUGAAGACCAACUAGAGAACCAAAAACCUUUACAAUUGGAUGUAAUUAUGGUAAAACCUUAUAAACCCUGUAACAAUCAAGAAGAAAAUGAUGCAGUGUCUUCUGCGUAGAAGCCAAAGCUAGCUCUGGAAGAUGCAGAAAACACUGCUUCUACUAACUGUGACUCUUACUCAGAAGGACUGGAAAAGGACACAUUGACACAGAGGAGGGGCCAGAUUUGCCUAGAGCAAUCAUGUUCAUGUUCUUCUGAAAGUCAAGAAUGUCAGACUACAGUCAGCACUGGGGAAAUUCUGGAAAUUUUGAAGAAAGGGGAUGCAUUUGUGUUAGAUAUUGACUUGGAUUUUUUUUUUUCAGUCAAGAAUCCCUUCAAAGUAAUGUUCACUCAGGAAGAGUACAAAAUCUUACAAGAAUUGUACCAGUUUAAAAAACCUGGUACCAACCUGACAGAGGAAGAUUUGGUAGAUUGUGUUGAUACUCGAAUUCAUCAGUUAGAAGAUUUAGAAGCUGCUUUUGCUGAUUUAUGUGAUGGUGAUGAUGAAGAAACUGUACAGAAAUGGGCUUCAAACCCUGGAAUGGAAUCACUAAUUCCGCUUGUACAGAGUUUGAAAAAACGGAUGGAAGUACCAGACUAUGAAAUGGUUCACCAGGCUGGUCUAACCUGUGAUUACUCCGAACUUCCUCACCAUAUCAGUACAGAACAAGAAAUUGAAUAUCUUAUUCAGUCUGUAUAUUAUUUACUGAAAAAUUUACCAAAACCUACUCUUGUGACAAUUGCAAGGUCAAGUCUGGAUGAUUACUGUCCUUCUGAGCAAGUUGACACCAUUCAAGAAAAAGUCCUCAAUGUGCUACGCUCCCUCUAUGGAGCUGUAGACAUUCACCUGGUGUACUUAGCAGAAUGCUCUCCAUCCUGAAACAACAAAACAGUAGGCUCCUAUUACAUCUUGAUGUAACAACAGGGUUUUCAUUAACUUAUUUGUAAAUGCGUUUUCCAGAGAAGAUGGAAAUAAAUGCUUUUAUAUUAACUUUAAAAAAA